This is a messenger RNA of Sphaeramia orbicularis (orbiculate cardinalfish), 889 nucleotides long. Its product is annotated as high choriolytic enzyme 2-like. Lineage: Eukaryota; Metazoa; Chordata; Actinopteri; Kurtiformes; Apogonidae. Bases 86 to 889 code for a protein of 267 amino acids. The record is from RefSeq and is a predicted model, not a curated record. The transcript is spliced from 8 exons. Gene Ontology annotation, molecular function: zinc ion binding; metalloendopeptidase activity. Gene Ontology annotation, biological process: proteolysis.
UCUUGGAAUAUUCUGAGAUGUAUUUAAGCUCAGUGUUUCACAGCUGACGGUGUUUUCUGCAGAGUCUGUCAGGUCUGUUGCAGCCAUGUUGGCAUUUUCUCUUGUGGCCCUGCUGCUGGUGUCGUCCUCCUGGGCUGAGGAGGUUGCUGCCAUUGAGGAGGACACGUCCAGGGAGCUUUCAGUGGGUGAACUGCUGGAGAGAGCCAACAGAGACCGCAUCCCUGACUUUGAUGAGCCCACCCUGAUCGGAGGAGACAUCGCCAUCAAGUCUGAGGCCGACAGAAACGCUGACCCCUGCACCGCCAGAGGCUGUCUGUGGCAGAAGUGGUCUGAUGGAAAGGUCUACAUUCCCUACUAUAUCGCUAACCACUACUCCUCUCGGGAGAAGGCUAUCAUCACCCGUGGACUGGAGUCCUUCUCCUCAAUGUCCUGCAUCCGUUUCAGACCCUACCAGAACGGUGACCAUGAAUGGCUGAGCAUUGAGUCCAGGAACGGCUGCUACUCCUACGUGGGGCGUCAGGGCGGCGGUCAGACCGUGUCUCUGAGCCGUCAGGGCUGUCUGUACCACAGCACCGUCCAGCAUGAGCUGCUCCACGCCCUGGGCUUCAACCACGAGCAGACCCGCUCUGACAGGGACAGCUACAUCAGAGUGCACUGGGAUAACAUCGUUGAUGGCAUGGAGUACAACUUCUACAAGAUCGACACUCUGAACCAGGGCACUCCUUAUGACUACAACUCUGUCAUGCAAUAUGAGAGGUACGCCUUCUCCAAGAACAACCGCCCCACCAUGGAGCCCAUCCCCAACCCCAAUGUGUCUUUUGGCCAGGCCACUCAGAUGAGCAGGCAUGACAUCGACAGGCUCAACAGGCUCUACAAAUGCUGUAAGUAA